AUGAAGCAUAAACACCAACUCCAACAGAGCAUCUACAUCCACGUGGCUUCAUCCUCAUCCAUUUCAUUAGUAAUUUUAUUACAACAAUUUGAUAAUACUGAUACUAUUGCGAAAAAUACAGUAGGCCAACGAAAUGCAAUAGCUAAAAUCAAGAAAACAACUCAACGAGUAUUUGAAUAUGAACAAGCAAUCAGAACUAUCAGUGACCAAAAUUUAAAAGACAAAUUAUCAGUCAAAAUUGAAGUGGAUCAUGUGAUUAUUAAAGUAAAUAAAAAAAGGCUAGGAAAACUUAAAUGUCACAGAAGCUCAAGCUAA
This is a messenger RNA of Dentiscutata heterogama, 315 nucleotides long. The record is from the annotation of a GenBank genome assembly. NCBI's taxonomy places the organism in Eukaryota, Fungi, Glomeromycota, Glomeromycetes, Diversisporales, Gigasporaceae.